UGAUCCCAAAAUGGUGAUUCUUUUCAACGUGAUCCGGUGAUCUCUCCAGGCAAGAGAUCUGAGAUGGCGCUUACUGGCUGCCUGACUGCCUUCCAGAGAAGGAUCUGCGUGAUAUAUGUAGGAUCCAAGAAGCAGCUCCUUCAGCGACCUACAAGCAAGGACUUCAGUGGCGGACUCUGCACAAGGCGGCUGUCUGGGGGAUGUUUGAAAAGAGGACGGGCCUCCGGGGUGCUAUCCUUGAAUCCUUCCCCCCAUGGUCCCCCCUGGUCUUUCCUCGGCCUUCCCCUCGGCCUCUUCUUUGAAGGCCGGCAUCGCGGCUUCGCGAAAGCUGCCAAGCCAAAGAGCGUCCGGCAUGCCAAAGCCGCCGACGAGGCUGCUCCCAUUUUCCAAUAUGUGGGAGACCGAGCCAAAAGGAAGGACCGGGUCUUCGUGUGUGGCUUCACCUACUCGGGGGCUCUGGGCAUCCCUUCCUUUAUCGUCCCGGAUGCAGGGAAAAUUCGAAGGCGGAUCCAACCCACGCCUUACCGCCUGGACAUGAACGAGAAGAUUUCUUCUGCUGCCUGUGGCUACGGGUUCACACUUCUGUCAUCCAGAACAAUGGAUAUUAACAAGAUCUGGGGAAUGGGGCUGAAUAAAGAUUCUCAGAUUGGAUUUCACAGGAGCAGGAAAAAUAAAACUAAAGGCUAUGAAUAUGUCUUGGAGCCAAGCCCUGUUCCCUUGCCACUGGCCAAGCCACAGCACAGCAGAGUUUUGCAAGUAUCUUGUGGGAGAGCACAUUCUUUGGUGUUAACAGAAGAAGGAGUCUUUAGCAUGGGCAACAACGCUUAUGGCCAGUGUGGCCGAAAAGUGAUUGAAGGUGAAAUAUACAGUGAGAGCCAGAUCAUUAACAAACUACAAGGAUUUGAAGAUAGAGUGGUCCAAGUUGCCUGUGGGCAGGACCAUAGCCUCUUCCGGACGGAGAAAGGAGAUGUCUAUUCUUGUGGUUGGGGAGCUGAUGGCCAGACAG
This is a messenger RNA of Thamnophis sirtalis, 1006 nucleotides long. The record is from RefSeq and is a predicted model, not a curated record. NCBI's taxonomy places the organism in Eukaryota, Metazoa, Chordata, Lepidosauria, Squamata, Natricidae.